AUCUUCAUCAUUGAAGGCCUGGCAACCAUAGCAUAUGCUAUCCUCGCCAAAUGUUUCAUCGUUGAUUGGCCCGAAACUGCAGCUUUCUUGACUGCAGAAGAAAAGCUCUUACUUUCAAGACGUCUCGACGAAGACAGGGGAAACGAAUUUGCGCGAAUGGAUCGGCUAGACAAACAUAGCUUCAACCGUAUCAUGAAGGAUUGGAAGAUCUGGGCUGGGUAUGAAACUUCCUUCCUUCUAGUCUGAUUACGCUGACAGAGACAGAGUAUUAAUGUACCUCGGAAUAUCAACCUCUGGAUUUUCCAUUUCCUUCUUUCUACCCACGAUCAUUAAUGGCUUCGGCUACAAACCGGGAUAGGCACAACUCCACACAGUCCCCGUUUACGCCGUUUGUGCCGUCGUAACACUAUCCGUAGCCUGGCUCUCAGAUCGCUUGAAGUAACUCAUAUAUGUCAUUCCUCCUUCAUCUUACAGAAACUAACACAACCCCUUCAGGCACCGCUAUACCUUCACUAUGAUUGGCAUUCUUAUCGCCGGCAUAGGCUAUAUCAUCUCCUCGCUCAGGGCCAACCCGGUACAUCCCAUGCUCUCUCUAACAGGGUCAAGUACCUCGCAACCUUCUUUGUUGCAACAGGAACCUACAUGUGAGUGGACCAAAAAAAGAACUAGCGAUGACUGACAAUAUGGCUUACGAAGAUAGAACUCAACCUCUCGUCAUAGUCUGGCUCUCGAACAACCUCGGAGCACACUAUAAACGAGCCUUCGGAACGGCGAUGCAGAUAGGAUUUGGCGACAUCUCUGGCAUUAUCGGAAGUUUCAUUUUUAUUCAGAAUGAGGGCCCAGGAUUCAAAACAGGGUAUGGGUCUGCUCUUGGUAUGGUUUUGGUUUGUGGAGUUGCGUGUACGGUGUUUCAUUUUGGGGUAAGGUGGGAGAAUGGGAAGAGGGAGAGAGGGGAGAGGAACGAUCGGCUGAGACUAAGCGAAGCGGAGGUACAAAAUCUUGGAGACGAUCAUCCGGGAUUCAGGUUCUCGGGAUAG
This is a messenger RNA of Hymenoscyphus albidus, 1037 nucleotides long. The record is from the annotation of a GenBank genome assembly. NCBI's taxonomy places the organism in Eukaryota, Fungi, Ascomycota, Leotiomycetes, Helotiales, Helotiaceae.